UCUUCAAUUUCCGACGUAACUUAAAUUAAAAGCCUGUUUCCUGUCAGCGAUAAUGCAGUUAAACGCACUAUUUUAGAAAAGAAAUGAAUACUUUCUACUACCACAUUAAAUCUAAACCGUAGUUUUAACCCUAGUUUCCAAGCUUUGUGUAUUUAUUUUCUCUACAGCUGCUGAUUCUCUCCUCUAUCAGGCUUUGGCUGUUUUAGUGAGUAAACGUAAAGAUGGCGGAAGACGAGAAGAGUGGUGAGGCUGGGAAAGACAAAAACGAACUUCAAACUUUAAAGGAGCUGGUAGAUGACCUGUAUAACUUCAGAGACUGCUAUUUUGAGACUCACAGUGUGGAGGAGGCUGGGAGGAAACAAAGCGAUGUCGCACAGGAGAUGGAAAAGACACUGAGGAAGCUAGAAGAGAAAGAAGAUGAUUUAAAACACAAAGCAGAGUUCCUGUUGCAGAAGGGCAGGUGUCUGAAUGUAGCUCCUGACUUCAGCACUGUAGCAGAGGAGUGCCUCUCUCGGGCCGUGAAGCUGGAGCCGGGCCUGGUGGACGGCUGGAACACAUUAGGAGAGCAGUACUGGAAAAAAGGAGAUCUGAUUGGCGCCAAGAACUGCUUUACUGGUGCCUUGCAACAGAGUAAGAACAAAGUGUCCCUGCGUAACCUGUCUAUGGUGCUGAGACAGCUGCCAGCAGAGUACAGAGAGGCACAUGGAAGGCAGGUGAUGGAGAGCGUGGACAUGGCUAGACAGGCAGUGCAACUCGAUGUCACGGACGGGACGUCCUGGUACAUUCUGGGAAAUGCCUACGUCUCCCUAUUCUUCUCCUGCGGACAAAAUCCACAGUUGUCCCAACAAGCUUUAAGUGCCUAUGCACAGUCUGAGAAAGUGGACAGAGCGGCCUCCUGCUACCCAGAGCUGCAUUUUAACAGAUCCACUCUGUUUCAGUAUGAAGAGAUGUUCGGCUCGGCGCUAAGUGGCUACAGCCGAGCCGCUGCACUCGACCCGGGCUGGAAUGAGCCUCCAGAGAGAGAGAAGCAGCUUCUGGAGUAUCUAAGGAAAAUGACAGAGCUCAUACAGAACAAGGGGAAGGUGAAAGCACGUCGAUUAAGGGGUAUGCUCUCCACCCUUGACACAUCCGCGCUAGGUCCCUGCUCCUCCCCUCAGUUCCGUUCCCCAACAGGCCGCAUCGGCAGCCUUGAGCCCCGAACGCUCUCCUCUCUCACACACGGGCACCACCCUGGGGUGGCUGCUCUUGGCAAAGUGGUAUUCAGCCUGGCCUCUGAGGGUCGCAUGGCCUUCACGUUUGGUAUGGUGGACAGCGAGGAGACAUGUAUAGUAGUGAUGGUGUACAACACAGCAGACAGCUGGGGCGUCCUGAUUGGAGAUACCGUAGCCAUUCCUGAACCUCAAGUCAAACGUCACAGCAUAGCGCAUAAAGAUGAGUCAUUUGACUUCAGAAGUAUACGAGUGGACUCUCCUCUGCUCCUCAUCGUCAACGGCAAGAAGCAGAAUGUCCACAGUCAGAUUGCAGCUUCCGUCAGCUACAAACCACAGAGUGAAUAAACCCAACGACAAGCAAGAGGACCAAAAUUUUAAUUUUGAUAAGUCUGGAGAAUAAUUGAGGUGUCAAGUUUCCAAAGUUUGUGCCUGUUUUAUUUGCUGUUAUGUAAAUAGAGUUUACCCUGUUACUUUGCCUGUAGAGAAACACUAUGUGUAUAUUUAUAAAUUUUUGUUUUUGUAUUCCUUUGUGCAAACAACAUGAAGUUCCUUGGAAAAUACACAAACCUGCAAGAAAAUGA
Molecule: messenger RNA, 1792 nt
Organism: Cheilinus undulatus (humphead wrasse)
Lineage: Eukaryota; Metazoa; Chordata; Actinopteri; Labriformes; Labridae
Gene: ttc5
Product: tetratricopeptide repeat domain 5
Exons: 9
Coding region: 222-1556 (444 amino acids)
Molecular function (GO): protein binding
Source: RefSeq, a predicted model, not a curated record